AGGGUUGUGGUAGGGGCGGGGGGGCAGCUGUCCCAAGCUGUCACUCUGACACACAAACAGCCCAGGAGUGUUGGGGACACGCUGCCCUCGCUGCUUCCACCUGUCAGAACUCUUUCUGGAAAGCUGAUUGCCUAAAGCACCAAACCCAGGAAAACGAUCUGUAAAUCCGCGUGGUGUCCAACUGCGUGUCUUCAGAUCGUGCGGACCACUCCCGCAAGGAAGCGACCCAACUGAUUCCCCCUCCCCUUUGCUGACCUAAGCUGCACGAAAGCAGUCUGACCUUCAUCACAACAUGGCCCAGUAUGACCAACUAGACGACAAGGAUUCUUUGGACAUCCAUGACAACCCGCCAGUUCCGGAGAACGUUGUCAAAGAAAGCGACAACAUGGUGUAUUUCGUCUAUGACGAGGAGGUGGAGGAGGAGGAGAAGGAGGAGCCGCCGCCCCCAGAGCCAGUCAAACCUGUCAACGACAAGCCCCACAAGUUCAAGGACCACUACUGCAAAAAGCCCAAAUUCUGCGACGUGUGCGCCCGCAUGAUAGUCCUCAACAACAAAUUUGCUCUGAGGUGUAAAAACUGCAAGACCAACAUCCACCACCAGUGCCAGUCCUACGUGGAGUUCCAGAGAUGCUUCGGCAAAAUCCCCCCUGGCUUCAGACGGGCCUACAGCUCUCCUCUCUACAGCAGCCAGCAGAACGCCACCGUGAAGGAGCUUCUGCCGUUCUCACAGUCCAACCGUACUGACCCCGUGUUUGAAACACUGCGCACUGGAGUCAUCAUGGCCAACAAGGAGCGCAAGAAGGGCUCUGAGGACAAGAAGAACAUGAUGAUGAUGAUGAUGGAAGAGGAGGAGAUCCCGCCCAAAAUUGAGGAAGGUGGAGCAGAGGGCGGGAGCGCAGAAGGCGAUAAGAAAGGAGACAAAUCGGCGGCUGACGACAAGAACAAGAAGCCCCAAGCAGGAAAGCUCGGCGUCUUCUCCCAGUCACACUAUUACAUGGCCCUGUAUCGCUUUAAGGCCAUUGAGAAGGAUGAUCUGGACCUCCACCCUGGUGACCGCAUCGCCGUGCUCGACGACUCCAAUGAGGAGUGGUGGCGGGGGAAACUCGGGGAAAAAGCUGGCUUCUUCCCAGCAUCCUACAUCAUCCGGGUGCGAGCCGGGGAACAAGUGUACAAGGUGACCCGCUCCUUCGUCGGGAACAGGGAGAUGGGGCAGAUCACGCUGAAGAAAGACCAGAUUGUGGUCAAAAAGGGGGAGGAGGUGAACGGGUACCUGAAGGUCAGCACCGGACGCAAGCUGGGAUUCUUCCCCGCUGACCUGCUGCAGGAGAUCUGACCCCGCCUUGGUCCAGAACCGGUGCCGCAAAGAGUCGAUGUGAACGCGCAGUAAAUGCGUCCACUUUCUCAACCCGACACUCGGCGUCUUCCGAUUUUUGACCCAGCUAGAGUGGUGACCAAGAGCCCUGAUACAAGAACUGGUGAACAAAGGGGUUUCUCACAAGUGCUGACCAUCUGUUGUGAUCUUCAUGGAAGGGCAAAACACAAAGUGUGCACACUUCCCCCACAUAAAACACCUUUUUUAAAAAUAACUCUUUGAGUUUAACCCUGCCAGAAGAGAUGCUGCAGCUCUCCACUGUGUCACACUCAUUCAUAUGCCAUGUUAUCCUCCUACAAUCAUUAAGUGUUUGACUUUGUACAUCUGUAAACAGAGUGUGUUGACAGACCAUUUUAAGUUUUGUAGUUUAGCAUUGGUUUUACCUCCCUUACCCUCCAUACGCCCGACAGGCUGCGAUUUGUGCCGCUUUCAGACUAUAUUCUCCAUGUUCUUUUUUUUUUUUCCUCCUUGGAUUUUAAUGUCAUGGUUCCCGGCCUGAAAGCUGAGAUGUGGUGUUCUGCAUUUGCUCGUUAUUUUCAGUUUACUGUUUAUAUAUUGUGUUUAAGAUCCAGGGACUUGGGGAGGACGGAAAUGGAUCCAUCCUCACUGUGAGUGACUGGUGUACUGAGAGGUACCAUUACGGUUAUAGGGGUGGGUGUGCACACAUGUUCUUGUACAGUCAGUGAGGCUCUGCAGCCUCUCCCUUGCAGUCCACCCAACAUGUAAUUGAAACUCCACACAAAUCAUGUUCCUGUCUGCAUCGGCAUGCUGCUUGCAGGGAUCGAAUCCCUCAGCGUCCGUUGAGUCUCCCCUGCCACACCCUGGUAUGUUGGGCCGCACCUUUGAAUGCUGUGCCUCACCUUAAUGCACUGAGUCACGCCCUCUCCAGCCCUCUCCAGCCCUCCCAUUGCAUUCUCACCCUAUUAAGCCACACCCUUUCCCAUCAGUCCACGCCCACUGCACACUGCUCCACUGCUCUGUUCCACUGGCCCAACAAACUGUGCACUGUUAAAAUAUUCAUGGUUCAAGUUGAAAGGGGUGUUAGUUUUCCCAGGAUAAAUGAUAAUAAUAAUAAUAAUAAUGCAUUAAUUUAAAGUAAUAUGCCUUUAAAUAAAGUGAUUCUACCAUC
Molecule: messenger RNA, 2501 nt
Organism: Paramormyrops kingsleyae
Lineage: Eukaryota; Metazoa; Chordata; Actinopteri; Osteoglossiformes; Mormyridae
Gene: stac3
Product: SH3 and cysteine rich domain 3
Biological process (GO): positive regulation of protein localization to plasma membrane; skeletal muscle contraction; positive regulation of voltage-gated calcium channel activity
Molecular function (GO): protein binding
Source: RefSeq, a predicted model, not a curated record